Micropterus dolomieu (smallmouth bass) is the source of this 1392-nucleotide messenger RNA. RefSeq lists its product as uncharacterized. The record is from RefSeq and is a predicted model, not a curated record. NCBI's taxonomy places the organism in Eukaryota, Metazoa, Chordata, Actinopteri, Centrarchiformes, Centrarchidae. The transcript has 2 exons. The coding region runs from base 122 to 1186 and encodes 354 amino acids.
AAAGUCCUUCACAGUGAGCUACCGUGUCUAUAUAGUGAGCAUCAUUUUCAGAGCUUUGAAUCAACCAGCAGAGUCGGGCUGGUGGAUACAAAACAGAGACGAAAGGGUGACGAAAGCAAAAAUGUCUAAUCAAAGCCUUGACCUGUCGACCACUCAGAGGAGCAUCACGCCUCCAUUCUCCAGCAGUUACACCAUCUGGUACAACACCCCCACUUCAACAGUCUCUUCUACCUCUCAGUUAGACAACAUUGCAGCGAAUGACAUAACCUCCAGAGCAAACUAUGUCUACAGUUUCUUGGCUGGGCUAGGCUUCAUCGCAGGCUGCUUCGUGCUCUACAGCUUCAUCCAGACGUACAGGGCCCAAAGACGGCUGGCAUGGCUCGACUCCCUGCUCUGGGCCUUUUGUGGCUUCCAGCUGCUGCUCUUGCUCCUCUCUCUCCACGCUGUGGCCUACAGACCGGACUACAUGAAGACCACAGGUUUGGGCUGUGCUGCUCUCUCCUUCACCAUCAACACAGUCUCUCUGUGCGGCCUGCUGGUCUUAGUGUUAAUGGCUUAUGUCCUAACCCUGGAUCCACCAUCCCACGCCCUACUGAGGAAGCCUGGGGUGUGUGCAGCUCUGGUGAUCCUGACUUCUGUCUUGAUUUGUCUGCUGCUGGCUGGGCUUCGUGGACCGAGCCAAGCAAGUCUGCAGGAAGAGGACAAAUGUUUUAUGGAUCUAGUCUCUAAUGAUGUUUCUUAUGCAGCCGCUAGGUUGAGCCUGGCUUUUUUGAUUCCCUACAUCUUCCAAGUAGGACUUCUGAUAGGUGGCUGCGUCCGGCAGUGGAAAUCUAAAGGCCGUUUUCUCUCCGGCUCCGAGGAGGGUCCGGUGUUCCUGACAGUCACCAUGGUCGUGUUCUUCUGCCACCUCUUCUACAGCGUGGCGCUGGUGAGAGGAGCACAACUAAAAACGCUGGGCCAUCUUGAGCGUGCGUUUCUGAGCGUGGCUGAGUUUGUUUUGUUCUCAGGCAGCAGUGCCAGCCUGCUCCUCGUGCUGCUCAUGCACAGGCCGUGUCGAGAGAGUCUCCGCGGAGUGUUUAGGCAGCUGAGGGACUGCUGUCGGAGCACAGGGCACACGCAGCCCAACAGAAACAUCAUAGCUCCCCACAUUGAGAUCACAGACACGUUGCAGGACAUAGAGUCAUAGAGGACAAGAACCCUCUCAUCUCUGAGAACAGAACUCUUCCAAUGGAUCAAAUUAAAGACUAUUGACACAUGACGUAUUAGACAUUUUCUUAAUGUAACUUUAACGCUUUUGCUGUUUCUCUUAAGUGACAAUGUAAAUGUUUUUACAUACAUGCAUCUUCUUUAUAGUGUCUCCCGGGACUGAAAGUUAUUGUACAUUUUUAUUUU